Symbiodinium pilosum is the source of this 242-nucleotide messenger RNA. NCBI's taxonomy places the organism in Eukaryota, Dinophyceae, Suessiales, Symbiodiniaceae. The record is from the annotation of a GenBank genome assembly.
GAGCUGCAACAUCCUGGGACUCACCACGGAGCCUGCGACAACAACUACAACCGGCAUCUCCACUACAACAUCGACAAGCGUUGCAAGUACAACCACGUCAAUGGCAACCACUGUAACAACGACCAUGGCAGUGACGACGACAAUGACAACCACCACGGUGACUACGGCUGGGAGCUUCAUUCCGGUGGACGGAGGCGUCGACCGCGUUUGCCGCGGUGACAGCUCCAGCGACAACGAUGACA